AUGCGUAGGAAUGCUGGAGAAGAUACUAAUGGAAGUGCAGGGGCAGUUUUGAGCAAACAGUUUAUCAAGAAGAUGAUUUAUGGAGUUGGAAUUCAAGGGAGAUCUGUCAUCAUUCUAUAUGUAAAACUUUAUGCUUGUGGUGACAGUGGAUUGGAUGGGUUAGGAGGACCAGGAGUACAACUUGGAAGCCCUGAUAAGAAAAAGCGCAAAGCAAAUACACAGGGAUCAUCAUUUCCUCCUCCAUCUGAAUAUGCUCCACCGCCGAAUCCAAGCUCUGACCACCUUGUAGCUGCAAAUCCAUUUGAUGACAACUAUAAUACUGUGUCUUAUAAACCACUUCCUUCAGGAAAUCCAUAUUUUAGUAAUCCUGGUUAUCCUGGCUUUGGAGGCUAUAACACUUUCAGAAUGCCACCUCACAUGCUGCCCAGAGUGUCCUCGCCAUAUGGUGGUUCUUACUCCCUCAGAAACCAACCACAUCCCCUUCCUCAAAACCCUGUGGGAAUGGGUUUUAGUCGACCCCACUCUUUCAGCUUUGGUCCACAUGAUAACCCAGGUUUUGGGAAUCAACCACCGUAUAGUAGUGGUCAGAUAAAUCAAAAUGUCAAUAUGCCUGGUCAGCAUUUCAGACCAAAUCCUGGUGAGAACUUUGGUCAUUCUGGUCAGAUACCUCACCCUGAUGUGCCAUCUAACUUUGGUCCUGGAAAUAAUCCAAACUUCCCAAAUUCUCAGCUAGAGUCAAACCAUUCUUUUGUUCCUCCACCAAACACGUACAACCAGACAAAAUCAUCAGUGCAAAAGCAAGACUUUAGUCAAGGUGCAAGCAAAGCAUCCAGCCAGAACACUGCUGCUCAUCAGCAUCAUCACAGGACAGAGGACAUUGUGAGUCAAGGUAACAGUGACCUAAAAAAUGUUACUCGAAACAAUGUAGUAAAUCAGGAUAAUAGCCAUUCUAAUAGUGCUGAUAAUACUAAUGCUGGUCAUUCAAAUGGGACUCAGAGUAAGUCCCGCCAGCCUCGAGGUACUGCUGAAGGAUGCAACUCUGAAAAGAGCAGCAAAACACCCCUUCAUCCCAGUCGUCAUGGUCACUCGUCCUCUGAACCCGUCUACCCAUGUGGAAUUUGUACACAUGAAGUUAAUGAUGACCAGGAUGCCAUCCUGUGUGAAGCCUCUUGUCAGAAAUGGUUUCAUCGGAUCUGUACAGGCAUGACUGAGUCAGCUUAUGGCCUUCUUACAGCAGAAGCAUCAGCAGUGUGGGGUUGUGAUACUUGUAUGGCUGACAAAGAUGUCCAGUUAAUGCGUACCAGAGAGACUGCAGGACCACCUGCGUUGAAUACGGAUGGCUAACAACAUGAAUUGGUGGUGGUGGUUGAAAUACUUGCUAUGAAGAUUUGGUUACAAAUUGGGUACUUCACUUUCUGCAGACAAUCAGUUGUGUUUGAUUGCUGUCAUCUUUUUUUCCCUAAUCUGCUUUCAUUCAUAAACUUCCAUCUCAGCUUUUGUAAUCUUGGUUUCAUGUGUGCAAAUGUUUUACAGGAUGUUAUAUUUUUUGUUUCUGAUUAAACUGUAAAACAUAACUGACCACUGAUCGGAAGUAGGAUGUGCAUUGACAAUUUUAUUGAAGGCAAAAAUGUGCCUGUAUGAAUAGCCCCUAAUUUGCUAGUGUUAAUGGGUUAACUAAGACUAGCAUUUAGUGCUCAGCUUUAAUGGUACUAUAUUUGCAAGUACUCAUUACUUUUUUUUUUGGGGGGGUGGGGGGUGGGGUGUGAAUGUCCAUUACUGAUGGUUUUGCUAUCCUUUUUGAAUAUAGUGGAAAUGACAUGGAGCGAUGUGCAGUACUAAUAGUUUUUAUUUUAGGGUAAAUACAGAGGAUUUCAUAUGUGCUUUUUCCUAUUUUUGAAGUAAAGCAUUAACACACUAGUCAAAAAUGAAUGACUUCAUGCUUAGUAACACAGUGAAACAUGCUAACUCUUACACAUUUGUAGUUCCCUGAAAAGGCAAUGAUCUCUUUUGACUUCUCAGCAAAUACUUACUUGCUGAGGACUCUUGCUAGGCCUUGCAAUAUUUGGAAAUAGUUACAAAAUAUGAUUACAUUUGAAAAGAACUCAUCAAGUUUAUGAAGUCCAGUGCUUUAAAUUUAGGGAAUACCAAAACUAGGGUUGCAUAUGUAACCUUAAUUCAUUUAUCGUAAGCACAUACAUUAGGAUACAGUCUCUGCAUCUGUAACAGUUGUGCAAUCAUGCACCCCUCUUCUCAUCCUUUCUCAUUAAUGGUUCUAGUUUCCCACCUCAGUGGUGCCUGAGAAUUGUGACUGAACUAGUGCAGGGAAAAUCCUGCCCAUCUUCUAGGGCUUUCAACGAGAGCCUGCUGAGCUUACAUUUGGCAUGAAGAAGGGUGGAAAGCAAUCAAAUGUGCUCAGCACAGGCUCUGAACUACAAGAUCAUUUGGCCAGCAAGGUCUUAAAACUGAACUCCCACCACUGCUUCAGCCAGUCUUGCAGUGAGGGGGUGGGAAAUCUAGGGUGAAGAAAAAUACAGCUCUCACAUCAGGUGAGGUUAGCUCACAUCAGGAACAAGUAAUCAGAAGUUUGUCUUCUUUGCUAAACUUGCUAUCCUACUGACAAGUAUGAAUGGCACUAGAGCCUCGUGUGAUGUUAAGAAUUCUAUUUUAAUAUGGGUAAUUUGAUCUUAUUCUUGAUCUCAAAAAUAAUCCCCCCUUUGUUUUUUUUUAAUGUGGGGAAACAUCAAGCCUUCAGCCUUCGCAGUGUGAUACAGUUGCAUACGCAACUGUAAAUACGCGUUUCUGUAGAGGGAAGUGUUGUUUCAACUUAAUAAAAGGUGGCACUGUAAUAACAGACUCUGCUUGUAGUACCUCUGUGCUGGAAGCUUCUAGUUUUUGCACAAUCGGCAAUUAAAUCCUAUGUGAAGCAUUACAGGUACUGGUCACAUUCCUUAACGUAAUAAAGGUCUGUGGUGAUGAGUGAUGCAGGAGCCUGUAUAGAAUAGUCAUCUAUAUAAACAGGUAGUUUUUAUGGUAAGCUAUGCUAAUGAGUGAAAAGUUAAGGCCUGUGUGCUAGUUCACCAUUGUGUUUGAUUUUAAAUGGGCUCUACUGUGGUACUUACCUGGAAGAUACCGUGCAGGUCUACAGAACUGUCCUUGUUUUAUUUUAAAGUGGUAAGUUUUAUAUACCUUUACCUGAGAAGUGCAGUGUUGACCUCCUUUUUUGCCUUGCCUCUCAUCAGGAAAAAGGAGUGACUCAAUUCCUAUCCUGAGGAUUUCCUGUAUGGAGAUGUAAAGAAAAUGUAAGGCAGAUCCAGGGCUUCUGUUUGCAUCACUAUUUGCUUUAUUUAGUACAGAGGCUAAACUUAACCUUGUUUUGUUAGAGGUGUGAGAUUUAAAAACAACGAAAAACCAACCAAGCAACAACCUUUGUUAGGUUUAUUUUUCAGUAGUUUUCCUCAUGACUGACUGACUGUUAGAAUUUGCUUUUGGUAUGUAAAGUAGAAAUUAAACCAAACCUUGUUUAGGUAGAUUUGUUCCUCUGGGAAUCAGUUUAAUCUCUGCAACAAUUUGCACUGUGAAGUUAGUGGAGCUGGUUCAGACUUACAGCAAUGUCAAUGAAAUAACAAACUUUGCUCAGUGACAAUUCAACAAAAGCUCCAAUGAUGAUGCUACCCAAGUGUUCUGUUCACAGUACCUUUCCCACUCCCACACCCCAUUUCUGUUGUGAGAAGAUGUUUGGGGCAUUUGUUCUCAGAAGUCCAAUUAAUGUUUUAGCAUUUUGGAGCAGUCAUUGUGUUUAAAAUAGCCGUGUAUUUCUUAAUCUCUU
Molecule: messenger RNA, 3826 nt
Organism: Egretta garzetta (little egret)
Lineage: Eukaryota; Metazoa; Chordata; Aves; Pelecaniformes; Ardeidae
Gene: PYGO1
Product: pygopus family PHD finger 1
Exons: 3
Coding region: 1-1344 (447 amino acids)
Source: RefSeq, a predicted model, not a curated record